This is a messenger RNA of Solanum stenotomum, 1576 nucleotides long. RefSeq lists its product as uncharacterized. Lineage: Eukaryota; Viridiplantae; Streptophyta; Magnoliopsida; Solanales; Solanaceae. The record is from RefSeq and is a predicted model, not a curated record. The transcript is spliced from 2 exons. The coding region runs from base 129 to 1316 and encodes 395 amino acids.
CUGGUUUCUUUGCCCAAUAAGAGUUGCCAUAGUUGAGUAAUCUCAUUAAAUUUGACUUUUCUUCUUGUACAUAUCAAAAGAAAAUAUAUGGACAGAAAUUAAACAAAGUUGAAAUUUAUUUGCUGAAAAUGUAUGUAACAAGGCCUCUUUCUUACUACCAAAGGAAUCCAGAUGCACUUUCAUUACCUCCUGAAGGUCCAAAUUCAGGUUACUUAGUGAUUCAAGAUGAGGAAUCUGAAACAUAUUGUUGUUUUGGACUUUGCAAAAAUUAUGAUAUCAUGGACAUGCCUAUCCCUCAGAACAAGAAACUGACUGUUCGAUACGAAUCAGGUUCUGGUGAGAACAGGAGUGUUAGCAGGAACGAAGUAAUGUUCAUUCCAGUUCUUAAUAAGCCAUUGUCUUCCAAUCAGUAUUAUGCUAUCAAGCAUCAUGGAAAGCGCAAAGGACAAGCAUUUACUUGUUCAACAGAGGAAGACAAGCAAACCUGCUGUUUCUGCACAUGUAUACAAGACGUUAAACCGAAGCCAUUAGAUCCAGAGGAGGCAUAUCAGCAGUUUGAGAUAUGUCUAUAUGAUACAGGUUGCAAUGUCAAAGGUAACUUUUUUGCCAAGUCUCUUGCUCCUGAUGGUUUUCCACCAUACUUUCUAAGGCGAAAAGGUUGGCAUCUCAGUGCCAAAACUCCUAAAAAUUAUGAACUAAAUGAUGAUGCUCUAGGCCUCAAUCCUGAGUUGAGGCAACAACUUCCACAGUUUAAUUUCACAUCAUCUUGUAAAAGUUCUGAAGUUGUUGUCGUGGGGAAAUGGUAUUGUCCUUUUGCGUUUAUCAAAGAUGGAACAGAACUUAAAGAACAGAUGAAGAGAUCUAUUUUCUAUGAAAUGACACUUGAGCAGAGAUGGGAGCAGUUUUUCACUUGUCAAAAUGACAAACUUAAUGAAGGGAAUUCAGUACUUGUGGAUGUUGCACUUGACACAGAAGUUGUCCUUAUAGCCGGAACUAAUAAAGCAACAUGGGAUGAUAGAAACGUCGUGGAAGGAGUAAUAUGGUUUAAAAGCUAUGGUAAAGAUGGAAAUGAAGUAUCAAGUUUGGGAUUGAGACGUGAAAUAGUUGAAAGAAUGAAGUGGGAACAACAGAGAGGUGGAUGGCAAAAUCAAGGGAGGAUCAAACAAGUUGAAGAAAACAGUGAAAAUAGUAGCGGAUGGAGAAGAUUUAGUUGCUAUGUUUUGGUUGAGAGGUUUGUGCUGAGAAGAAUGGAUAGAAGCUUGGUGAUGACUUAUGAUUUCAAGCACAUUGACAAGGUUAAAAGCAUAUGGGAGUAAGACAGUCAUUGUUGCCGCGCUUGCAUUGAGUCCCUCCAAAAUUACGCUACUUCUGAAGGAUCUGACACACAUAUGGUGGCAUUUUACAAGAGUCAAAAGAACAUACUAUGUGAAUAUGUUUUUAAUAGUUAAGGUUUAAGCUAUAUACCCUAAGAAUGUAUCAAACUCUAUCAGUGUGAAUUAAAAGAUUGUAGUAGGUCAGUCUAUUUUCCAUGUUACAAUAUCAGAUUUACUAGUUACUAUGAAUAAUACAUGGUUAU